Molecule: messenger RNA, 1398 nt
Organism: Rotaria sordida
Lineage: Eukaryota; Metazoa; Rotifera; Eurotatoria; Philodinida; Philodinidae
Source: the annotation of a GenBank genome assembly
AUGUCAUCAUGCUAUGCUUGUUACCGUUCAUCACCAUCAAUACGUUGUCUUAUGUGUCAAAAGUAUUUUUGUUUAACAUGUUCAGGUGUUCAUCGUCACAAUCAUCUUCUUGAUGCACUAGAAGAACGUUUAACAUCUCAAAUUAAUUCAUUACAAAUACAAUUCGAUGAAAAUUUCUCUCGACAAUAUCGUCAAGCUACUGAUCAUUUACAAACAUGGAUUACUGAUAUUCAUCGUCAAUUUGAAAAAACAAUUCAAUAUCAACUUGAAAAAUUACUUAAAAUACAAUAUGAAUUAUUAAAAAUGAAAACUGAUGAGUAUAUUCAAGAAUAUGUACAAUAUUUUAUAAAUCUUCGUUCAAAUGUACGUUAUGCUAAACAACGACAAACUGAAUGUAAUUAUGAUCACGAAUUAUUACGUUUAAUUAGUAUUGAAAAAGAACUUCUUAAACGGUAUGAUGAACAUUUUCUUGAUUUUCGAUUAGAUACUCAUUCAAUUGACUUUACAAAAUAUAUAAAUAUCGAAAAAAAAUUUCAUGAAUCACCUAUUCCAUUAUCAUUAGAAUAUAAUUACCAAUUAUAUCAACCAUUACAAACUCUUAAUCUUCAAUCAUCUGUUCAACAUAUAGCUAGUUCAUGUCUUGAUUUAUUUAUUUUUAUAUCUGAACCAUCACCUAUUUAUCCAUGUCUUCAUGAAUAUUCAACUUCUUCAAUUUCAUCAAAAAUUUCUCUUGAAUUUUCAAUUGAUUUUCCUCGAAAUAUUCAAAUAAUUGAUAUGCGUUGGUCAAUACAAUUUAAUUGUCUUUUUUUACUUACAUCUAUAUUUUUACAUAAAUAUGAUAAAUAUGAAAAAAAGAUUCAAGCAAAUAUAAUUGAAUUAUCUGAUCAAACAAAUAAAUGGCAUCGUUUAACAACAAAUCGUUUGGGAAUUUAUAUUCUAAAUGAAAGCAAUUCUAUUGAAUUUUAUAAUACAAAAUUUUUACAAACUGCUAUUUUUUAUAUGAAAGAACUUCUUGGAGAUAUAUGCCUUGUUUAUGAUCUUCAAGGUCAAGCUGAUUGUUUAUGUACAUUAACAUAUACAAAAGAAAAUAAUUGGCAAAUUGAUUUAUUUUCAAGUAGACAAUUAAAAUUAAAACGAACAUUAAAACUUUCUGAAACACUUCGACCACCAUUAAAAUUAAUAAAUGCUAAUCGAAGAAAUACAUGGAUUAUAAUUGAUAGUGAAAAUCAUCGUUUAAUUAUAUUUGAUGAUCAAAUGAAAAAUAUUGAACAUUUUUCUUUAAAUUCAACACCAAAUUGUGUAACAAUUCUCGAUGAUAAAACAGUAGUUAUAGCUAGUCCAGAUAUACCAGGUGCAAAAAUUUCAUUUUAUUCUCCUAAUACUGUUUUACAAAAUUAA